Molecule: messenger RNA, 246 nt
Organism: Fusarium vanettenii 77-13-4
Lineage: Eukaryota; Fungi; Ascomycota; Sordariomycetes; Hypocreales; Nectriaceae
Exons: 1
Source: RefSeq, a predicted model, not a curated record
ACGACCACCACCGUUGUCCCGCCCACCGGGAUGCUGGCGGGGAGCAUGAAGCUGAGGCUCUUGCCGGCGCCGGUACCCAUCACCACGACGAUGGGGCUGGCGCCGUGCAGUAUCUCCCGGAUCGCCUUCUCCUGCAGGCCACGAAAGCGGGCGCCGGGCCCCUGGAUCGUCUCGAGCCGCUCCUGCAUGUCCGUAUCUGCCAUACGUCUCCAGCGCUCCGUGCGGACCUCCCUGUUCGCCUCCUCC